This is a messenger RNA of Puntigrus tetrazona (Sumatra barb), 1608 nucleotides long. It is a transcript of the gene slc25a32b, whose product is annotated as solute carrier family 25 member 32b. Lineage: Eukaryota; Metazoa; Chordata; Actinopteri; Cypriniformes; Cyprinidae. Gene Ontology annotation, biological process: folate import into mitochondrion; nucleotide transport. Gene Ontology annotation, molecular function: FAD transmembrane transporter activity; folic acid transmembrane transporter activity. The coding region runs from base 115 to 1056 and encodes 313 amino acids. The record is from RefSeq and is a predicted model, not a curated record. The transcript is spliced from 8 exons. Gene Ontology annotation, cellular component: mitochondrion.
CGCAUGCGCAGUUUGUGUUGUGUAAAGCGCCAUGUUCCAGUUUCGGCAUGUUUCCGAAUCAUGCCUGCUGUCUGUCACUGUGUAUGAUUUGACAUUAACCGUAAAGAAGCAGUCAUGAGCCCCAGCCAGGGCUCCCCUGUACCUCUGUCCCUCACCGGCAGCCUGCAGAGACUCUUCAGUCAUGUGAAGAUCGAGAAUUUAAUAGCAGGGCUCAGUGGAGGAGUGGUGUCCACGUUGGUGCUUCAUCCUCUGGAUCUGGUCAAAAUAAGGUUUGCAGUGAGUGACGGGCUGGACGUGAGACCGAAAUACAGUGGAAUGAUGCACUGCAUGAAAAGCAUCUGGCAGCAGGAGGGUCUCCGGGGCCUUUAUCAAGGAGUCACCCCAAACAUCUGGGGUGCUGGAGCAUCAUGGGGGCUUUACUUUUUCUUUUACAAUGCAAUAAAAGCAUACAACAAAGAGGGCAGACAGACAGAACUGAGUGCCACUGAACAUCUGCUGUCAGCAGCUGGAGCAGGGGCGAUGACGCUUUGCAUGACCAAUCCGAUCUGGGUCACCAAAACCCGCCUGGUUCUUCAGUACGGCGCCGAUCCGUCUAAGAAGCAGUACAAGGGCAUGAUGGAUGCUCUUUUGAAAAUCUACCACCACGAAGGGAUCGCAGGACUCUACCGGGGGUUUGUCCCGGGAUUGUUUGGAACCUCCCAUGGUGCACUGCAGUUCAUGGCGUACGAAGAGCUGAAGAGAGAUUAUAACAAAUACAGAAAGAUGCAAUCGGAUGCUAAACUGAAUGCAUUAGAAUACAUUACCAUGGCAGCUUUGUCCAAAAUAUUCGCAGUGGCUACGACAUACCCGUAUCAGGUGGUCCGAGCUCGUCUGCAAGAUCAGCACAACACUUAUGAUGGAUUGGUAGAUGUCAUCCGGAGAACGUUCAGAAAUGAGGGUCUGUUGGGUUUCUACAAAGGCAUGGUGCCCAACCUGAUCCGAGUCACUCCGGCCUGCUGCAUUACCUUCGUGGUCUAUGAGAAUGUUUCCCGCUUCCUCCUGGACCAGCACAAGUGAACCGAGAACGGGAUGAAAUGCAUCGGAGAGCCGAGCCGAGCCUGGGAAGGGUCAUCCCGUCGGCGACAGUGUUUGACGCCAAUGGAGGAGACGGAUAUGUGAAAGGGGGACAAAUAAAACAUCCCGGUCCUCUCUGGAAAACUGAAAUGCACGAUGUUACCGACUGGUCAAGAAACCGAUACUCGAUUGGUUUCUCUAAAUCAUAGGUGACAUUAGGGUGAAUAUGGAGAUGAGGGAUAUACUAUGUGGCUGUUAAUUAUAUUCACACACAGGCUGCUUAAUUAAAUGUUUUACAAUCAGGUUAACUUUUUUUUAUCAUGAUCUAAAGAUGAGUAAUGUGACUAACGCUGGGCAAUAUAUGAAAUAUCCACAUUUUUGAAUAAUUCACUGGUAUAAAGUUAAGCAACAUCGUGAAUAUUAAGACCGUUUUAAUGCGCUUUUUAUCUUAAAGGAAUAGUUUGCCCAAAAAUGAACAUUCUGUCAUCAUUUACUCGAGUAGUUCCAAACACAUAUAUAUAUACAUAUACAUAUACAUAUAUAUAUAUAUAUAUA